GAAUUUCCAACUUCCCAACCAACCACCACCAUCUACAUUCACUUCUCAACAAUCAAAGCUCUCUCUCUCUCACAGAGUCACACACACUAUCAUAAUUUGAACUUAUCAAGUGAGCAAAAGAAGGGAGGAGAGAUGAGCAGCAGAGAGAAUCAUACAAUCGAGUCAGUCGGCGGCGUGAGCCUAGACGCCCGCGUCUACCCGGCGGAGGCGGAUUCAGAUUCGGAGCAUCCAAACGAUGGACUGGUUGCCGUUUUGGUGCACCCAUACUCCGUGCUUGGUGGAUUCCAAGGGCUGAUGAAGGGCAUGGCCUCGGGGCUAGCCAAUAGCGGCGUCACAGCUCUCACCUUCAACAUGCGCGGCGUCGGCAACUCCACUGGCCGCGCCUCCCUCACUGGCUUUGCCGAGGUCGAAGACGUCGUCUCCGUCUGCAAAUGGACCUGCCAAAAUCUCUCCGCCCGCCGCAUUCUCCUCAUCGGAUCUUCAGCUGGUGCUCCGAUCGCUGGCUCUGCUGUCGACAAAGUUGAGGAGGUUAUCGGCUAUGUGAGCUUGGGUUACCCAUUUGGAUUAACUGCUUCCAUUCUCUUCGGAAGGCAUCAUAAGGCCAUAUUACAGUCUCCAAAGCCCAAACUCUUUGUGAUGGGCACCAAGGAUGGUUUCACGAGUGUUAAGCAGCUCGAGAGCAAGCUGAAGAAUGCAGCCGGAAAUAAUCAAAUGCAUCUGAUUGAGGGAGUCAGCCACUUUCAGAUGGAAGGGCCAGCCUAUGAUGAACAAAUGGUGAAUCUCAUCUUACAAUUCAUUUCAUCGUUGUGAGGAGAGUGAAGCUAUUUUUGCAAAUGGAGUGUUCAUUGAUUCUUAGUGAAACAGGUUUUCAGCUUUGUUUUGCUCUAUCUGUGUAAUCUCUAUUUUUGUAUGCGGAUUAUAUUGUUUUGCUAAUUGUAACGUGAUUUAACAUUUUAUCGAGGAUGAUUGAUUGUCAUGUGUGAUUUGUGAAGGAAAAAUGAGAGAGUUAUUACUAA
This is a messenger RNA of Salvia splendens (bonfire salvia), 1016 nucleotides long. RefSeq lists its product as uncharacterized. The coding region runs from base 133 to 810 and encodes 225 amino acids. NCBI's taxonomy places the organism in Eukaryota, Viridiplantae, Streptophyta, Magnoliopsida, Lamiales, Lamiaceae. The record is from RefSeq and is a predicted model, not a curated record. The transcript is spliced from 2 exons.